ACCUGCCUAUUCUCUACGAAGUAGAGAAAGAAACGUGGCACUUAACAAACAUUGUGCACGCGAUCUGCAAGUCGCGUGACAAAAUAUUCCACGGUUAGCUAACUGAUCUAAUAUUCCACAUUUCAGCCUUAAUUUAUUCAAAUGCGCCGGUCAGCGUUUGCAUUUAUUUUCUAAAGUAUCAAAGUGGAAGUCGCCGAAUCAAUCCCAAUUAGGUGGAGGGGCGGGUUCAAUCGAAGCAAAUAAGUAACAGAGUGCAGAGGUCAAACUGCAUAGCCAUGGCAGCUACAAAAUUGCAAGCCCUGUGGAAUCACCCAGCUGGCCCCAAGACAAUUCAUUUCUGGGCCCCCACUUUCAAAUGGGGCAUUAGCCUGGCCAAUAUUGCUGAUUUUGCGAAACCACCAGAAAAGCUUUCUUAUCCUCAACAAAUAGCUGUGACAUGCACUGGGGUUAUCUGGUCACGCUACAGUUUGGUUAUUACACCGAAAAAUUGGAACUUGUUUAGUGUCAAUGUAGCAAUGGCAGGGACUGGCCUCUAUCAGCUUCAACGGAAAAUCUGGCAUGAUUACGGUUCUGAGACUAAAGAAGUUUCUGAAAAAUUAUAAAAAAGGACAUUAAUCCAGUUGCCGUAAACAAGCUUUUGCAUCUGACUGCAAUAUAACUGGCCAUGCUUCUAGAGACGCUGGACACUUAUUCCGAAUGCAAAUCAUUUUUUUUUUCCCAUCCCCACCAUAAAUGAAACAAGGCAGAUUUGAAUUGUGCUUUUAUUCUCAGAUUCAUUUCUUGUACUUCCUUGGCCAUGCUUGUGGGAUAAUGUUGAUGUUUCAUGUUUGUAUCAUGUUGUUAUGGUGAUUUUUGCUUAAGGAUGUUAAUGGGGUUGACUACACAGAAAUCAUGGACUAAUUGAAUCAAAAUGUUCUAAUAUGUGUUAAUUAUGAAGGUUGAUUUCCUCUUCCUUACAGGGGACGAAUGGGUUGCAUGGCAUGUAGAUGCACGUGGCAUUCACACACCAUUUCUGUCUGUAGGGCUGUGGUGCUAAUCAGAUCUAGAUAACCUAAGUGCAUCAUAUUGGGAUCCAAUUUGGUGAUUUUUGAAAAAGGAUUGAUGAUACCUAGAUCAUUGUCUUCUGAAGAAAUUCUGUUUUAUAAAUAGAAUUGUGUGCAGGAGUUCUGGUUCA
Molecule: messenger RNA, 1174 nt
Organism: Cryptomeria japonica (Japanese cedar)
Lineage: Eukaryota; Viridiplantae; Streptophyta; Pinopsida; Cupressales; Cupressaceae
Product: mitochondrial pyruvate carrier 4
Exons: 5
Coding region: 276-602 (108 amino acids)
Biological process (GO): pyruvate import into mitochondria
Cellular component (GO): mitochondrial inner membrane
Source: RefSeq, a predicted model, not a curated record